GCGCCAGCCACCACCUAGGAAGGCCAGAGGGGCCCCGCCUCAGGCAUGGCAAUGUGCCAGGUAGAGUUCGAGUUGGCGUGCGCGGCCGUCAAGCAGCUGAAGAACCCCAUGAGCGAUCAGGAGAAGCUGCAGCUGUACAGCCUCUACAAACAGGCCACCCAGGGCGACUGCAACAUCCCCGAGCCUCCCACCUCGGAAGUGAAAGCCACGGCCAAGUGGGAGGCGUGGAACAAGAACAAAGGCAUGUCCAAGAUGGAUGCCAUGAGGAACUACGUGGCCAAGGUGGAAGAGCUGAAGAAAACUGAGGCUGGCUAGGGAAGCGGCACGGCUCCCCUGGCAGGGAGUGUGCUUCUCCAGCGCCCUAAAGGGUGGUGGGGAUGGCUGGGCAUCAAUAAACC
Molecule: messenger RNA, 398 nt
Organism: Lepus europaeus (European hare)
Lineage: Eukaryota; Metazoa; Chordata; Mammalia; Lagomorpha; Leporidae
Product: diazepam-binding inhibitor-like 5
Exons: 1
Coding region: 46-315 (89 amino acids)
Biological process (GO): fatty acid metabolic process
Cellular component (GO): mitochondrion
Molecular function (GO): fatty-acyl-CoA binding
Source: RefSeq, a predicted model, not a curated record